This is a messenger RNA of Paramecium sonneborni, 734 nucleotides long. The record is from the annotation of a GenBank genome assembly. Lineage: Eukaryota; Ciliophora; Oligohymenophorea; Peniculida; Parameciidae.
AUGGAAUAUCCAUAGAAUUUAUUAACUUAAGGAAUUAAAUUCUCAAUUAUUGGAGAUAAUGUUGCAUAAAUACUUUUGCUACCUGGUGAAUAAAUAAGUACACAAAAUAAUUAUGUACAAUAUUAUUCUGAUAACAUUGAAAUUAAAACUAAAAGAUCAUAUUUAAUAUUUGACAAUCAAGUCACUGUUGGGAAUAAUAGCAAAGAUAAUAUUGCAUAUGUAGGAAUUAGUGCUCAAAGUUAAAAAGUUAUGGUUUUAGAUACUGCUAUAUUUAAUAAUUAUUUAAUCAAAGAAUCGUCUAUUAUAGCAGCUAAUGAUUUUAUUGAAACUUCACAAAUUGUUUAAUUCUCAUCAACCUACUAAAAAAUUGUCUUCUCAAAGGAUUUAAUGAAACAAUAAUUAAUUUUUUUGAAAACUAAUGGAACAGUAAUAGAUAAAGAUCUUGGAGAUGGAGAAUCUAUUACUGUAUAAAAGCAUUCAAUUUUAGUUAUGUAAGAUUUUCUUCGAUAUGAAUUGAAUCAAAAAGAUAAUACUAAAGUUAAAUUGAUUGGGCCAGGUAAUUUAAUCAAAUAUUGAUAUUAGGUAGAAUUCUUUUCGAAAUUAAUCAAUAAAUUAUGCAUAAUAAUUUAAUGUUAUCAAGAAGGAAACAACUAAUACAUUUCUUAUUGCUGAUGUCCUUCAUUUUCUUUUUGUCUUUUGUUGAUAUUAUGCUUGAGAUAGGAGGUGGACUUUGA